CCGUGGUGCGAGGUGGGCUCAGCUCAUUCAGUGGGAUCGUUGAGCUGCGGUGCUCCCUCGGAUUUUACAGAGAAAAUCCCUCCGUGUCGGUGUUUGAAUCCGCUCCUGUCCUGGACCACUGCGCGCCCCGUGGCCCUACGUCUCCGAAGCGGAUGCGACAAGACCCUGCCAGGGGACAAGACCAAAAACUUUUCAUCACCGCAGUUUGCAACAAAGUGCCAACAGUAUGCCUAAACAAGUGGAGGUGAGGAUGCACGAGAGUCACCUGGAGCCCAUUGAGGCCAGGCCUCAAUCCAAAUGUGCCAGAAUGUGCUCCAAGCUGUUUUCGAACCUGCUGCUCACACUCACCGUCCUCGGUGUGAUCUUGGGAGCUGUAUCAGGAUGUUUGCUGCGUGUGGCCUCCCCGAUUCACCCAGAUAUCAUCAUGGUGAUCGCUUUUCCUGGAGACAUCCUGAUGAGGAUGCUGAAGAUGUUGAUCCUGCCACUUAUCAUCUCCAGUUUAAUCACAGGUCUUGCCGGUUUGGACGCCAAAUCCAGCGGUCGCCUGGGCACCAGAGCAAUGGUCUACUACAUGUCCACCACCAUUAUUGCUGCUGUCCUGGGAGUCAUCCUGGUGUUGCUCAUCCACCCUGGCAAUCCCAAACUGAAGGAGAAUCUGGGCCAGGGCGAGAAGAAUGAUGAUGUCUCAAGCUUGGAUGCCUUCUUUGAUCUGAUCAGGAACCUGUUCCCAGAGAACCUGGUGCAGGCUUGUUUCCAACAGGUCGCGACGGUCACAAAGAAGACUGAGAUAAUAAUUGAGGAGAACCUCAACGCUACCACCAUGGAGGGACUGGUGGCCAACAUCACCAGGGAGCCUGAGAUCCUCAUCCAGAAGACCCUGCAGUUCAAAAGUGGCAUGAAUGUCCUGGGUCUGAUUGGUUUCUUUAUUGCAUUUGGCAUCUGCAUGGGCAAGAUGGGAGAGAAGGCCAGACUCAUGCUUGAAUUCUUCAGCAUCCUCAAUGAGAUUGUGAUGAAACUUGUCAUCCUGAUCAUGUGGUACUCUCCCUUCGGUAUUGCCUGUCUGAUCUGUGGUAAGAUCAUCUCCAUCAAGGAUCUGGAGGUGGUGGGAAGGCAACUGGGCAUGUACAUGGUGACUGUAAUCAUCGGCCUCAUCAUUCAUGGAGCAAUCUUCCUGCCCAGCAUCUACUUCUUUAUCGUCAGGAAAAACCCCUUCACCUUCUUCCUGGGUAUCUUCCAGGCCUGGAUCACUGCUCUGGGUACAGCAUCUAGUGCUGGAACCCUGCCCGUCACCUUCCGUUGUCUGGAGGAGAACUUGGGUAUUGACAAAAGAGUCACUCGUUUUGUGCUCCCAGUCGGUGCAACCAUUAACAUGGAUGGAACUGCUCUGUACGAGGCUGUGGCUGCCAUCUUCAUUGCCCAAAUGAAUGGUAUCUACCUUGACCCGGGCCAGAUUAUCACUGUCAGUCUGACAGCCACCCUGGCCAGUGUAGGAGCAGCCAGUAUUCCCAGUGCUGGCCUGGUGACUAUGCUGCUGAUCCUGACUGCUGUCGGCCUGCCAACGGAAGACAUCAGUCUGCUGGUUGCUGUUGACUGGCUGCUGGAUCGAUUCAGGACCUCGGUGAACGUGGUUGGUGACUCCUACGGUGCAGGCAUCGUGUACCACCUGUCCAAGUUAGAGCUCGACGAGCUGGAUGCAAACGCGGCUAAGUCAGACGACAUCGAAAUGAUGACGAAGACCCCGUCUUACUACGACGACAUGAAGAACCACCACGAAAACAAUUCCAACCAGUGCGUCCUUACCGCUACCGCUACAACCGCUUCCACUACUGCUAACAAUUCUGUCGUAGUAGAUGAAUGCAAGGUAACCUCAGCCACUAACGGCUCUGCUGCGGAGUGCACGCUUGUUGAGGAGGAACCAUGGAAACAUGAAUAAUGGCAGCACAGAGAUCCCCUGCUCCUGGGCUCCACAAGCUUUCCUACCUGCUGAUAAAAAAAAAAAAUGAGUGAAUGAAAAAAAAAAGUCACACGAACAGAACGACUAAUUGUUUUGUUUUUUAAAUGUAGUUUAGUUUUUCUUUUCUUUUCUUUUCAUUAGUCCCUUUAAAGGUUUUUGUAACUGUCUACCUGACUGAUAUAUAAUACUAUAAUUCACUUAACCGUGAAAAGGAUAACAGAGGUAUACUUUACCUGUUAGAGCACAAUUUUGUCCUUUAUAGCAGAUACUUGCACAACAUACUUCAAGGCUGGGGGGGAGGGAAGGAAGAGAAAUAAAAAUGUUAUUGUCAGCAAUACAUCCUGGUUUUUACAUGACGAAGUGAGAGAAGAAGUGGCUGUAGAACACGGGAUGCCUUUAGAUCAUCUUCCAUGUUUCUUACGGGGGAUUAAUUCUUCUAACGCAGGACGGCAAGGGUUAGAGCGUUAAUCAUGGCGUCCAGCGCAGUUUCUUUCUCGCUUUGCAUCCCUGUCCGGUUCACGUACUGGCAGAAGGCCGCUGCUUUUCAUUCCCAGCCCAGUCUCUCAUCUUAAGACCAAUCGCGUAACUGCCCCAUAUUACCCACAAUUCCUGAGGUGCAGCAAACUGAUGGACAGGCAGGAGGUAGUGAAAACCAAUGCUGAGCCUCAUACACUUACAAGCACAGUCACUUAUAAAGCACAAAUAAUAAUAUAAUAGAGACCAUUUUUAACUCCCUUUUUGUUUUCCUUCUUUUUAGCCUACUGUGAAGAAAAAGGGACUUUUUUAUUCUUUAAGUCACUUGUUCAGAGAUAUAACACCUGUUUGUGUGUGUGCGUGUUUGUAUGUGUGUGUGUGGUGGAGAGAGGGAGAGAGCGAGAGAGAACAUGACCAAGUCAAGUAUUGGGACCAAACCGGCAGAAAAUCAAUCAACUCACAGAGGCCUUCGAGCUGCCUCCAUGACACAACACACCUUUCAGUUUCAUGACUGACGCAGACAGCGGCAGCUUCACUUUUUAACAGCGACAGCUCAACAACUUAAUGCAAAGAAAAGCACAACCCUAAAUACAGAUCUUUAUACAAGACUUCCUCUAUUGUGACGCCAGUGAAAUUAAAAUUAAAUUAGUGUCAACGUGAUUAUGACGAGAGCAAAUCAGGUUAUUAUGUAAUUGACAUAUCGGAAAAUAAAAUGAAGCACAAACCGAGGAUUUUUAAAGAGCACAAACGAAGCGAACAGAGCACAAACGAAUCCAAAACGCCAAUGAGGAUAAUUAUCAGUUAGCGAUAAAAUCAAAAGUCACACACAUUAUCGUUCCAUGUCAACACUGAUCGCAUUCCAAGUAAAAUAAGAAGAAGAUAAAUAAAGGAGAGAAAAAGACACUCAGGCUUGUAUGUUUACUGUUUUACAGGGAAUCAAAUGAUAAAAUGUUUACGGGCUCACUACUUGAGCUUUUCACCUCAAGAAAAAAAGCCACAAGCAGCACAUCCAUGGAAAGCUUUGCUUUCCAUGUUGAAAGAGAAAAAUUGUUAUAAAAUGACAGGAAGGGAUGUUUCCCCAGCACAUACAAUAAAACCGCACACACACACAGAUUUCAGGCUAAAUCCAGUGUUGAAUAAAUUAAAAGCACAGACUAUUGACGACUGACAGAGUAUAAAGGGUGAACCAUCGGAAAUAGAAGAAAUAUGGCACACAGAUAAUUGGAGAAGGUUUCCAACUCCUCAUUUAGCCAGACCGUAAAAAAAGUGAAAUAAUCCAUUCAGCCACCAGAGCUCAAGACUGUUCCUACAAACCCUACAUGCUGCAGCUGUGUGUCCAUACAGGCGAGAAGACAGUUCAAUGGACACACUCAGUAACACACAUAAUGCCAGAACGUUGCCAACUAUCAGGUAAUAUCACACAUUUUCCUCUCAUUCAACCACAUGGCUUAAGUAAAGAAAUCUGCAAACAUAAAAAAAACAAAGCUGGACUACCGGCUCUUUUUUUUUAGCUUGUGUGAGUGAGAGGUGAGACUCCUGUGACGUGGAUUCGAUUUUAUAUUUUAUAUGUGUCCGUCUCUCCUGUCUUUGUGCUUCACGGUGAACUCGCCUCGACGGUGUUCGCUUCAGACAAAC
Messenger RNA from Pleuronectes platessa (European plaice), 4063 nucleotides. RefSeq names its product solute carrier family 1 member 2b (gene slc1a2b). Gene Ontology annotation, molecular function: glutamate:sodium symporter activity; L-glutamate transmembrane transporter activity; neutral L-amino acid transmembrane transporter activity. Lineage: Eukaryota; Metazoa; Chordata; Actinopteri; Pleuronectiformes; Pleuronectidae. Gene Ontology annotation, biological process: L-glutamate transmembrane transport. The record is from RefSeq and is a predicted model, not a curated record. Bases 227 to 1933 code for a protein of 568 amino acids. Gene Ontology annotation, cellular component: plasma membrane. The transcript is spliced from 11 exons.